AUGGGCAGCACAGCCGCCCCGUCUCCGGAUACCAUCUCCGACAGCGAGUUUCACGACAUUCUGGCCAAGUAUCCCGCCUGCGUUGCGGACAUAUCCGCCGCCAAACGAGUGAAACCUGGCCAAGAAACCCUUGCCAGUCUGGACCAGUAUCGCUAUGGUGCGGCUCUUGCCACCUUCGGGUCCGAAACCCCGAAUGUGCUUAUGGAACUCGACGACGUCCGAAAACUCGUUGAAUGGAAGCUCCAGCAUGGGAAGUUUCGGCCCACAUUGAUGAAACUCGUGUCGUCAAACGAGCCGGGUUUCGUUCGGGAGACCGUUCAGGAGGCAGUUGCGCACUAUCGAACCAAGUCGAAUGCCUCGACUGCCGUCCAGAUCCUGACUCAGCUCAAGGGUAUCGGCCCGGCCACCGCCUCCUUACUCCUUGCUACCCAUAACCCAAACCAUGUCAUAUUCUUUGCCGACGAGGCCUUCCACUGGUUGUGUUGUGGUGGGUCCAAAUCCCCCAUCAAGUACAACUUGAAGGAGUAUGCCGAGUUGGAUAAACGUGUGCAGGCUGUGACCAAACGGCUCGGCGUCAAGGCCGUCGACGUUGAGCGUGUCGCGUUUGUCUUGAUGAGACAGCCAAUGACCAAGACAACGGCUUCGGACAGUGCUCAGAAUCCGCCAACCGGAUCCGUAGCCGACAGCACGAGCCAAACGCAACCGGCAGCGAAACGGAAGGCCUCGGCUUUGGCCGAUGCUCCCGUGCUUGAAGCGCCUGUGCGACGUUCGAAACGAGGGAAACAAGCGUCUAUGGUAGAUCUCGGGUCCCGGGCAAAAAAGGCUGAGACGCACUCAUCCGCCCACUCUGAUCCCAUCCAACUUACAUCAAGGUUCGCGGCCUUGAAAGAGGGUUUAAUAUCGGGGGAAGACCUAGCAGUUAACAACUCCUGGCAACGGCUCCUCCGACAGCUCCCCGGCGAGAUCGACCAGGUGUCAUCGCUCGGGUCUGCAGCCAUCCCCACUAUUAGCUUCGAAGACACCACAGACCCGACCCAAGCUGAACCCUUUCUGGAACAACUUCACCGAAGGGGAGUUGGUAUCGUUCGAGGUGUGGUCCCCAAGGAUACCGCUCUGGCCUGGAGCCAGGAGGCGGCUGAGUAUGUCGAGCAGAAUACAGCAACAAGUUUCCCGCCAACAUCAGCUAGACCGCACGAUAUAUUCUGGAGCCCUGCCCAAGUCAAAGCUCGGGCACAUUCCAAUAUCAUUGCAACGCAAAAGUUUGUGAUGAGUAUAUGGAAGUCAACGGCCGACAACGCCAGCGUUACCCCGCGGUUCCCAAUCUCCUACGCAGAUCGUAUGAGUUUGUCCACAGCAUGGCGAGCUCCCCAGCGUGGGCCGUACGCACACAUUGAUGGUGGGAGUGUUGAACGUUGGGAGCCCGAUGGGUAUGGCCGGGCGGGCACGUACAAGGACAUAUUUUGCGGUCGAUGGGAAGAAUAUGAUCCUUGGGAGAGCAGCAGCCGCUUAGGAGUAACCAGUGAUCUCUACCAUAGAGCCGGUGCUUGUUCAAUAUUCCGUAUGUUCCAGGGCUGGCUCGCCCUCGAGCCCAUCACCUCCUCUGGACCAGGUUCUGUCCGUGUCUGCCCACUCCCCCGCCUCGCAACGGCGUACUUCCUCCUCCGCCCUUUUUUCUCCCCCGCCUCCUCCCCAUCGACGGCAACGUCAACAACGCUCGCACCACCACCACCAAACGGAGACCAAUGGGCUUUCAACCAUCCCCAAAACAGUAUCCUCCACGGCGCCCUCCCCAGCUACGCACAAGAAAUUUCCCCGACCCUCCAUCCCCACCUCCAACUAGACUGCAGCAUGAUCGCCGUCCCAGAUCUCGAACCAGGCGACUAUCUCGUCUGGCAUCCCGACCUCAUCCAUUCCAUCCACACCCCUACUGACAACGAACACCCGGCCACCACUCCCACCCCAAUGACAACGACCGGAACACCAACUUACAUCUAUCUCCCCGCCACCCCCUUAACUCAAACCAACGCGCUCUACCUCGCCCGGCAACGUAAGACCUUCCUUCUAGGCCACCCAGGCCCCGACUUUGGCGGCGGUCGCGGUGAGAGCGGACAUGGCGGACGGCCGGGAGUGCAAGAUGUUAACGAUGCUGGGGGUGACGACGGGUUACGCGCGAUGGGCCUGUUGCCGUGGGACGAGGAGGAGGCGGACGGGGAUGAGGAGAGGGCGGUGUUGGCGAUGGCGAAUGGGAUUUUGUUUCCGGAUUUGUAUGAUAUGCUGUAA
Molecule: messenger RNA, 2280 nt
Organism: Dichotomopilus funicola
Lineage: Eukaryota; Fungi; Ascomycota; Sordariomycetes; Sordariales; Chaetomiaceae
Exons: 5
Coding region: 1-2280 (759 amino acids)
Source: RefSeq, a predicted model, not a curated record